Molecule: messenger RNA, 445 nt
Organism: Acanthisitta chloris (rifleman)
Lineage: Eukaryota; Metazoa; Chordata; Aves; Passeriformes; Acanthisittidae
Product: serine--tRNA ligase, cytoplasmic
Exons: 4
Biological process (GO): seryl-tRNA aminoacylation
Cellular component (GO): cytosol
Molecular function (GO): ATP binding; tRNA binding; serine-tRNA ligase activity
Source: RefSeq, a predicted model, not a curated record
CACAUCCACAUCCAUCAGUUUGAGAAGAUCGAGCAGUUUGUGUACUCCUCCCCCCACGACAACAAGUCCUGGGAGAUGUUUGAGGAGAUGAUGGCCACGGCUGAGGAAUUCUACCAAUCCCUGGGAAUUCCCUACCACGUCGUCAACAUUGUCUCGGGCUCCCUGAACCAUGCAGCCAGCAAGAAGCUGGACCUGGAGGCCUGGUUCCCUGGCUCCGGCGCCUUCCGCGAGCUCGUGUCCUGCUCCAACUGCCCCGACUACCAGGCUCGGCGCCUGCGCAUCCGCUACGGCCAGACCAAGAAGAUGAUGGACAAAGUGGAGUUUGUGCACAUGCUGAACGCCACCAUGUGUGCCACCACCCGCACCAUCUGCGCCAUCCUGGAGAACCACCAGACCCCCGAGGGCAUCCUCAUCCCCGAGAAGCUCAGGGAUUUCAUGCCCCCAG